GAGGGUUCACUUCGGAGAUCGCGUCGUCCAGAUUGGGAAGUUCCGCCUUGGUGAUGUGGAUGGGAAGCAUUUCAGCAUCUCCCAUUCAAACGGAAAGACCCUGGUGAUCUAUCGAUCCGACAGCGCCAAUGAUCCACAUCCCGUGCAUGAGGGGGCUCGCUGGGAUUGGGGCCUGUGGGGGAAGACAUGGCCGUCCCGGAAUCCCGAGAUGUCACCCAUGGGAGUCAGCUUUGGUGACCGCUUCAUCCAGAUUGGUAACUUCCGCCUCGGGGACGUAGAUGGCAAGCACUUCUCCGUGGCACACGCUGGGACCGGCAAGACCCUCAUGGUCUUCCAGAGCGACGGUAACCACGGACAUCACCAUUGCCCUGCCGAUGAUUUCACGACCUUGGGCCGAUCGAUGGAGCAGUGCCAGGAGAUGGAGCCGUGA
Molecule: messenger RNA, 430 nt
Organism: Symbiodinium necroappetens
Lineage: Eukaryota; Dinophyceae; Suessiales; Symbiodiniaceae
Source: the annotation of a GenBank genome assembly